This is a messenger RNA of Acyrthosiphon pisum (pea aphid), 6734 nucleotides long. RefSeq lists its product as uncharacterized. The transcript is spliced from 45 exons. NCBI's taxonomy places the organism in Eukaryota, Metazoa, Arthropoda, Insecta, Hemiptera, Aphididae. The record is from RefSeq and is a predicted model, not a curated record. Gene Ontology annotation, biological process: DNA repair. The coding region runs from base 408 to 6596 and encodes 2062 amino acids. Gene Ontology annotation, cellular component: nucleus. Gene Ontology annotation, molecular function: ATP-dependent activity, acting on DNA; ATP binding.
ACACAAUCAGUGUUGUACAUCAUUCUCAUAUUUCGCUAAUCUGCCUAGUGCCUACUACAGUUUUACUCUACUAGCCAGUUUACUCACUACACGAGUUUAUUGUUGUCGUCGUGUACUCGUGUUUUUGUGUAUUGUGUUUAUAUGCGACUCGAUGUCUCUAUCUUGUUUGGCGUGUGUCGUGUAUACAACGUGCUGAAGUUGAAUAUCGUUUACACUCUCGCGUUACAUUAAUACUCAUUGAACGCAACGUUGUAUUCCGCUACAGUUGUGGAAAUUUUUCUGUCUACUGUUGUUUAUCGUCCUCGUGAUUAAUGGUAUAGGUUUCAAGUCUACGUAUUAUAUUUGUGCAGAUAUUAUAAUGUUAAACUCGCAAAUUUAUCAAUAUUUAUAAUAGCAUUUAAUUUAUAAUGGCUGAUAGAAAGAGAGAACGAUCAAUAUCAGAAUCUGAAUAUGAGUACAAUGAUCAAACUGCUUGUGAAACAUCUACAAAUAAAAGAUCUCUUUACAAGUCAAAUGCUCUAUGCAAAAGAACCUCUGAACAAUCCUUAAGUGAUGUGAUUCAAAAACUCACUCAGCAGAUUGAACACAUUGAAAAAAAUUUUGCAAAAUGUCAGAAUGUCACAAAAAAUACUAAAGUGAAUGAUAUUAGCUGUGAUGAUGAACUUAUAUAUCAGCCACCCAACAAAAUAAUUAAAUAUGAUAAUGAUAUAAUAAGUGCAAACUUUUGUAACUCGGAUGAAAAUAGUAUUGGGUCCACCAACAAAAUUGACCCAACAAAUCAUGUCAAUAAAAAAAUUAAAUUGGACAAAAAUUUAAUUUUUCAAAAAGAUGUUGAUGAUUUAGAAAGAGAUUCUAAAAGUCUUACUAAUGAAGAAGUGGAAACGUUAUUAGAGUUAUCACACAAAAUUGAUGAUAAAAUCAUUUAUGAAGACAACACUUGCAUCAAAACUCACAAUGUCCAAACAAUUGAGAAUAGUGAUUCAGUAAAAUUUCUAGACCAAGCAGACAAUUUUAAUACAACAAUGGAACAUGUAUUUAACGAAUCAAUGUUGAAUAAUAAUAAUAUUAGUUUUUCUACUGAAGAUCAAAGCAUUGCACAAAGUAAUGAUUUUUUUGAAAACAGCAUAAACAAAAGUGCUGAGUUUAUGAAUAUUGGUGAUAUCAUACUUAUGUCUGAAACUUGUGAAAAUAACAAUGAAAGUAUUGAUCAAGAUGGUUUGUUGGACUUGACCAAAUGUGAAAAUGAUGAAAAUAUUUUGGAUCUUGACAAAUGUAGAAAUGUAACUAACGAGAGCAUAAACUGUACAACGCCUUUUGAGAACGUAAAUUCUGAGAUACAAACAGAUAGUGACCAAAAAACUCAAUAUUCAGGAGACAGCAUACAUGAAACGGAUAUUGGAAGAAUGAUUGUGCAAGAAAGAAAAUCAUGCCAGUCAACUAUGCACGAAGAUGAUCAAGAGACUGUAUGUGAAACUCUGAACAAUCAAGAAGAAAAUAUUUUUGAACCAUCAAACGCAGAAGAUGAUUCUUAUGAUGUCAAUAUUCUAGAAGCUGUCCAUCCAAAAAUUAUUGAUUGUGAGAAUAAUUUUAAUCAAAAAGAUUUGUUGGAUAUCAAUGAAUAUGUUAAUGAAGAAAUAAUGUCAGAAAAUGAAAAUGUAACAUGUAAAUCGAAACUGGAACAGAAUAAUAAAGGUAGUUUAAAAAUACUAACAAUCGAAGAUGAGGAAAUGCUUACAAAACUGGUUAACAAUGAGGAUGAAGAGUUAGGCAUAGGAACAGAUUGUACAGACAAAACGACUGGGUCCCAAACUUGUGAAGAUUAUAUUAAUGAAAAUAUUCCUAAAAAAAGGAAAAAUCAAGAUGAUUUGUUGGUGGUAACUACGCAAGUAUCUCAUGAAAAUGUUGGUAUGGUUAAUGAAGAAAAAAGCAGGUUAGACCAAACAGACAAACCGACUAAAUCUAUGAAUCAUGGAGUUGAUUUAACAAUAUUCAAUAAUAAAGAAAUUGACAAUUUGACUGAAAGAAAUUCUCAAAGUUCAGUUAAUGGUGAUCAAUUUAUAUCCAAUACAUUUUAUUUUGGAACUGAAAACUGUCGUGAUGUUUCUGUCCAUACUAUUCACUCUUUGGAUGCUUAUGAGAUGAAUAAUAGUGUAAGAAAUAAUACCACAGUCCACUCAAUAGAAAACAAUGACAGUUUAGUUUCUUUGAACAAUGAAAUUGAAAACUCUAUAGUAGAGUUAUAUUGUAAUAGUGAUGAUAAAACACUCUCGGGGAUCAAGAAUAAAGGUUAUAGUAAUGAAGAAGAAUAUGCUGGAGGAAUUAUGAAACAUACCAUCGAAGAUAUCCUGGUUUCAUUAGAAUCUUCAAAUAGUUAUCGUCAUGGCCUUAUAAAUUUUUCCAAAUCUGUUAAUGAUUUUGAAAACAUAUUAGAGCCAGUUGAUGAGUCUUGUAUGAAUUCUGAGAGUAUAACCAACAUUUCCAAUACAAUUCCAUUAUACGAGUUACAAAAAACAGUAUCUGAAAUAAAUGAAUACAAUAAUAAUACCAUCACGUCACAAAGCAAUGAAUCUUCUGAAAUUAGCAAGGAACGAAGUGCUGAAUUUGUGAAUGUUGGUGAUAUCAUACUUAUGCCUGAAACUUGUGAAAAUAACAAUGAAAGUAUUGAUCAAGAUGAUUUGUUGGACUCGACCAAAUGUGAAAAUGAUGAAAAUAUUUUGGAUCUUGACAAAUGUAGAAAUGUAACUAACGAGAGCAUAAACUGUACAAGGCCUUUUGAGAACGUAAAUUCUGAGAUACAAACAGAUAGUGACCAAAAAACUCAAUAUUUAGGAGACAGCAUACAUGAAACGGAUAUUGGAAGAAUGAUUGUGCAAGAAAGAAAAUCAUGCCAGUCAACUAUGCACGAAGAUGAUCAAGAGACUGUAUGUGAAACUCUGAACAAUCAAGAAGGAAAUAUUUUUGAACCAUCAAACGCAGAAGAUGAUUCUUAUGAUGUCAAUAUUCUAGAAGCUGUCCAUCCAAAAAUUAUUGAUUGUGAGAAUAAUUUUAAUCAAAAAGAUUUGUUGGAUAUCAAUGAAUAUGUUAAUGAAGAAAUAAUGUCAGAAAAUGAAAAUGUAACAUGUAAAUCGAAACUGGAACAGAAUAAUAAAGGUAGUUUAAAAAUACUAACAAUCGAAGAUGAGGAAAUGCUUACAAAACUGGUUAACAAUGAGGAUGAAGAGUUAGGCAUAGGAACAGAUUGUACAGACAAAACGACUGGGUCCCAAACUUGUGAAGAUUAUAUUAAUGAAAAUAUUCCUAAAAAUCAAGAUGAUUUGUUGGUGGUAACUACUCAUUUAUCUGAUGAAAAUGUUAGCAUGGUUAAUGAAGGAAAAAGUUUUAGUAGGUUAGACCAAACAGACAAACCGACUAAAUCUAUGAAUCAUGGAGUUGAUUUAACAAUAUUCAACAAUAAAGAAAUUGACAAAAAUUUGACUGAAAGAAGUGUGUCAUUCAAUUCUAGUGAUGCAAGACAAAUUCUUGAUAGUUCCAAUGAUGAUUCUGAACACUUUGAUGAUUCCCUUUUGUUUAAGCCAUCAGACAGGGAUUUAGUUAGGUAUGGGAUAGAAUGUGAAGCUUAUGAGAAGUCAAUUUCUCAAUCUCUAAAUAAUUUAGAAAAUUAUGUCAGUAAUAAAGAAGUUAUUCCUCAAUGCAAUACUCCUACAAGUCUUAAUAAUCUCGUGAGCUCUAGUUAUGUCAAAGAUUAUGAAGACAAUGUUGUUGAUUUUUACGACUGUGAACUUAGCAGUAUUGAGAACUCAGAUGUUGAAGAUAAUCUACUGUUGUCUUUUGUAAAAGAUACUUCAAUGGAUGAUUGCAUUUUAGAAAAAAACCAAAACAAAUUGAAAAAUGCAACCAAUUCUACCAGUAAUGAACUAACAUGUGACACUAAUUUCAAAAUUCCGAAUUUAGGUUCUCCUUCUGAGAGUUGUAAUAAUUUGACUAAUGUUGUUUCAUUAGUUCAUUCACCUAGUCAUGAUCAUCAAAACAAUGAGAUUAUAAGUACAAGUAUAUCUAAGACUGAAAUGCAAAUGAAUCCUGAUGCUGAUGAUAAAUUGGAAAGUGUAAACUCAAUUACUUCUUGCAAUGUAAUAUCCAGUUUAAACGACUCUGACAACAUUAAUAAUAUUCAAUCAAAUAAUUUGUGUAUAGACCAAGGUAAUUUUAAUGAGAACCAGAAUUUAGAAGACACAAUUAAAAGUCAAAGUCAAAACAAUAAAAAUGAAUCAAUUUCCGGGUCUAAUACACAUCAGAAUAUAAAAAAGUCUCAAAAAUCAUAUGAAGAUAAUGAAUCUGAGACUGAGUCAAGUAUGAAAAUUACUGGGAACUGCACAAUACCCAAAUCUAAUAUUGAGGAGAUACAUAAAACUAAUAUAGUUCAAUCUAGUAGUUCCGUUAUAGAUCAAAGCGAGAUUGACAAAAAAAAAUAUUUAGAUGAAAUUAUUAAGAAUGAACAAUUAUUUAACAAAUUUGAUGAGAAAUUAGAUGUAAAUGAAUCGGCCAUCUCACCUUUUAUAUCUCAAUCUUUAGCAAAACCUAGUAUCCUUAAAGGUGCAUUGGCAAAAAAAGCAGCGGCUCAUAUAAAUAUAAAUGAUAUGGGAGAUAAAGCCUUGUCUACUUAUUUAACCCAACAAGCUAUGACAUUAGACGUCUUAGAGGUUCUACAUAAGUCUUUAGACACAUGCCCAUCAUCUGAUAUAUUGAUGGAAGAUCCAAAAGGCUUAGUCGUACCUCUCAUGCCACAUCAAAAACAUGCCAUUGCUUGGCUGAUUUGGAGAGAAUGUCAGGAGCCACAUGGUGGAAUUUUAGCGGAUGACAUGGGUUUGGGUAAAACGCUAUCCAUGAUAUCAUUAAUUUUGAAGUCAAAAGAAAAAAAACAAGAUAGUUUACUACCAGUAGUAUCUAUUGAUAAUGGAAGAAAUGAUGUUAUUAAUGGUGGAACGUUAGUCGUUUGUCCAGCGUCCUUGAUCAAUCAAUGGGAAACCGAGGUUAAAACUAAAUUGGAACCGGGACUAUUAAAAGUUGUCCAGUAUUACGGGAUGAAUAGAGAUUUUUCAGCUUUAGAGCUGGCAAAAAAUGACUUGGUUAUUACAUCCUACAAUAUAGUUAUGUGGGAUCAAAAAAAAAAACAGAAUACAAGCCCUUUAUAUAGAAUAAAAUGGGAUCGCAUUAUUUUGGACGAAGGCCAUAAUAUUAGAAAUCAUAAGACUCAAACUUCAGUUGCUGUAUGUAAUAUUAAAAGUUUAAAUCGAUGGGCUAUCACGGGAACUCCGAUCCAUAAUAAAGAGGCAGACUUUUUCACUUUGUUGAAAUUUGUGCGUUGCAAGCCGUUUGAUGAUUGGGCUGUUUGGAAAAGGUGGGUCAGCAAUAAUGACGAUGCAGGGAAACACAGGCUUUCCCUACUCGUAAAAACAUUAAUGUUAAGACGGACAAAAUCAGAGCUUACACAAUUUACAACAUUUAAUUUACCCAAAAAAGAAAUUAAUACAAUUGAAAUUGAAUUGUCAAAAGAAGAAAGAAGGGCUUACGAAAAAUUAUUACAGUUUUCGAGCAAUCUUUUUGCUACAUACCUGUACGAUAGAGUAGCAAAAGAAAAAGUAUUUGACCCAAACAUCGAAGUACAAUGUAAAGUUCAAUAUUUCCAAGAACAAAAUCAAGAUAAAGACGACGUUUUCAAAGAUCAUCCUGAAUUGAUUAAAUUAUUCAGACAAUUCAAGGAGAUUAAUGAAAUACAAACAUACCAUAUAUUGGUAUUACUUUUAAGGCUAAGACAAAUAUGUUGCCAUCCGAUAUUAAUCAAAGGACCUAUUACAGAAGAAAGUAUUAAAAAAGAGGAUAAUAUAGAAAGUAUCCCGGAAGAUGACACAGAUGUAUUUAAUAAUGAUUCAUAUAAUGAAAACACUGACAUUGAUUCUUUUCCAAACAAUAUUGAUUUGUCAGAACUUAUGAGUUGCCUUACUUUAGAAGAUGAACCUGUUAAGAAAAAACCUGUGAUUGAAAGUAACAUUUUCCAAAAAUCUUGGAUUUCAACCAAGAUAAAAACAAUUUGUGAUUUGGUAAAUCAAAAAGUUUUAAUUGAAGGAAAUAAAGAAAAAGCUAUAAUAGUGUCUCAGUGGCCGAGUUUUUUAUACUUAAUUCGAAAACAUUUAGAAACCACUGGAAACGCUAAAAUGGAAAUGUUUUCGGGUGCAAUUCCCAUCCCAAAAAGGAAUAAAAUAAUAAGAGAAUUCAAUCAACCUAACAGUGGGCCACAAAUUUUGUUGCUGUCGCUGAAAGCUGGCGGUGUCGGCCUUAAUUUGAUGGCCGCUAACCAUAUGUUUUUAGUAGAUAUUCAUUGGAACCCCCAAUUAGAGGCACAGGCAUGUGACCGGGUUUAUCGAGUGGGCCAAACUAAACCUGUGUAUGUUUACAAAUUUAUAUGUUCUAAUACGAUCGAAACCCGGAUAAUGAACAUUCAAACACAUAAACUACAAAUGGCCGAUAAUUUAUUCAAAGGUACCAGUAUCACAUCUAAAAUAACAAUAGAUGAUCUGAAACAGAUUUUUCAAUUCCACUGAAUACAUUCAACAAUUGUUUUCUUAAAAAAUUAUGUUAGGUUAAAUUUAUAUUUCUCAUCUCCGAAAUGUAUCAUAGAUGUAUUAUAAAUGUAUUGUAUAAUUUUUAUUCAUUUAUUUAUUUUUAUUUUUUAAUGUACU